AGGCACGGUGCGCGAGGAGUUCAGUCGAGCGACGGCAAACGGCAAGGCAGGGGAGAAAGAUCCCUUGGGAAUUUGUGCUCUUGGGAGAGCUGGAAUAGAAGAAUCUCCCAGGCCUCACUUUCUGAGAGACGCUGAAGGAAGCGCGUCUCCGCAAGAUGGAAUUGGGGCUUUGGGUCGUCCUGGCAUAUGCUGCGUUGGCAUCGGCGAGCUGGCAGAAGGACACCAUGCUGGACCACCACUGGGAGCUUUGGAAGAAAAAACACAGCAAGGAAUACCGGAACGAGAAAGAGGAAGAUAAUCGCCGGAUGACUUGGGAGAAGAACUUGAAAUUCAUCACGCUGCAUAAUCUCGAACACUCUCUGGGGCUGCAUUCCUACGACCUGGGCAUGAACCAUCUUGGUGAUAUGACCAGCGAGGAAGUGGCUACUAAGCUCACAGGGCUGAGAACUGAUCCCGGAUACUCAUGGAAACAGAACUCUACAUCUUUCGUGUCAAAAUCAGCGGUAGGAGUCCCUGAUUCCAUAGACUGGAGGGACAAAGGAUGCGUCACAGAGGUGAAGUUACAGGGUGCCUGCGGUUCCUGUUGGGCCUUCAGUGCCGUCGGGGCUCUGGAAUGCCAGUGGAAACUCAAAACCGGACAGCUGAUCUCCCUGAGUCCACAGAACCUUGUGGACUGCUCCAGUAUGUACGGGAACCACGGAUGUAACGGAGGCUUCAUGACCUACGCUUUCCAAUAUAUCAUUGAUAAUAAAGGUAUCGACUCAGAAGCAUCCUACCCGUACACAGGCCAGGUGGGACCCUGCCGCUAUGACCCGAGUGCGCGGGCGGCCACUUGCUCUAGAUACGUUCUGCUGCCAGAGUUUGAUGAAGCCGCCCUGAAGGCUGCCGUGGGCACGGUCGGCCCUGUGUCCGUCGCUGUAGACGCGACGAAAGAAACGUUCUUUCUGUACAAGUCAGGAGUAUACGAUGACCCCAGCUGCUCCCAAGAAGUGAAUCAUGGCGUUCUUGUGACAGGAUAUGGCAGUCUGGACAGCAAAGACUAUUGGCUUGUGAAGAACAGCUGGGGACCACAUUUCGGUGACCAAGGAUAUAUCCGGAUUGCACGGAAUCAUGGGAAUCGGUGCGGCAUUGCCACAUACGGCUGCUAUCCCGUUGUUUAGAGAAGCGUGUCUUUUCUGCAGGCGCCCCCCCCCCCAAGAGAAGUCUGAAGAAAGGGCCUGUUAGGCAACUAAUCUUAGGCUUCUUUUAAUCAAACUGCUGUGUUUAAGAAGAGGGAUUGGUCUCCAGGGCCAGAUCUUCCUGUCAGCUCCACCGGGUAGAUCUGAGACCGGCAACCAAAAUGAUGGUUUAUCUUGGUUUAGCUCAGUUACCUGCUAGCUCUCCCAGGGGUGUUGUGGGGCCGGAUCGGAUAAUAAUGUCUGUCGUACCGCUCUGAACGAGAGUCGUUUUCUGUCAUCGCUAAGUAUGCUCACUCUUUCGACCUCAAAGUGUCUCAUAUUAAAAGGUGUUUUCGGUGGGAAAAAAACCCAAUUGUGCCCCGUUUACGGAACUUUCAAACGGAUCCGCACAAACAGGCAUGUACGGUCUGCUAGCCGGCAAAAUGCGUACGGAACAGCAGCAGCAAUGUGGAAUUUUCAAGAAUUUGCAGGCAAUG
Gekko japonicus is the source of this 1654-nucleotide messenger RNA. It is a transcript of the gene CTSS, whose product is annotated as cathepsin S. Gene Ontology annotation, cellular component: lysosome. NCBI's taxonomy places the organism in Eukaryota, Metazoa, Chordata, Lepidosauria, Squamata, Gekkonidae. Gene Ontology annotation, molecular function: cysteine-type endopeptidase activity. The transcript has 8 exons. Gene Ontology annotation, biological process: immune response. The coding region runs from base 156 to 1160 and encodes 334 amino acids. The record is from RefSeq and is a predicted model, not a curated record.